AGGCUCAGCCUAGUCCAGGCAAGCUACUGGCACCAGCUGCUCUCAGCUAACCUCCACACAAUGGUGUUCGCAUUUUGGAAGGUCUUUCUGGUCCUAAGCUGCCUUACAGGCCAGGUUACUGCGGUGCAAGUGACCAUCCCACACAGUUUCGUGGACGUGACUGUUGGAUCUAAUGUCACUCUCGUCUGCAUCUACACCACCACUGUGGCCUCCCGAAACCAUCUUUCCAUCCAGUGGUCUUUCUACCAUAAGAAGGAGAUGGAGCCAACUUCUCACAGCUCGUGCCUCAGUACUGAGAGUAUGGAGGAAAAGGCAGUCAGUCAGUGUCUAAAAAUGACGCAUGCGAGAGACGCUCGGGGAAGAUGUAGCUGGACCUCUCAGAUUUACUUUUCUCAAGGUGGACAAGCUGUUGACAUUGGGCAAUUUAAAGAUCGAAUUAUAGGGUCCAACGAUCCAGGUAAUGCAUCUAUCACUAUCUCGCAUAUACAGCCAGCAGACAGUGGAAUUUACAUCUGUGAUGUUAACAACCCUCCAGACUUUUUCGGCCAAAACCAAGGUGUCCUCAACGUCACUGUGUUAGUGAAACCUUCUAAGCCCCUUUGUAGCAUUCAAGGAAGACCAGAAACUGGCCACACUAUUUCCCUUUCCUGUCUCUCUGCACUUGGAACACCUUCCCCUGUGUACUACUGGCAUAAACUUGAGGGAAAAGACAUCGUGCCAGUGAAAGAAAACUUCAACCCAGCCACAGGGAUUUUGGUCAUUGGAAAUCUGACAAAUUUUGAACAAGGUUAUUACCAGUGUACUGCCAUCAACAGACUUGGCAAUAGUUCCUGCGUAAUUGAUCUCACUUCUUCACAUCCAGAAGUUGGAGUCAUUGUUGGGGCCUUGAUUGGAAGCCUGGUAGGUGCGGCCAUCAUCAUCUCUGUUGUGUGCUUUGCAAGGAAUAAGGCAAAAGAAAGGAAGAGAAAUUCUAAGACCGUCGCGGAACUUGAGCCAAUGACAAAUAUAAACGCCAGGGAAGAAAGGGAAACAAUGUCAACAGAAGAUGCUACCCAAGUAGAAGCAACUCUACCACCUUCCAUUCAUGAGACUGGCCCUGAUACCAUCCAAGAACCAGACUAUGAGCCAAAGCCUACUCAGGAGCCUGCCGCAGGACCAGAGCCGAAGGCAGUGCCUAACCUUGACAUCGAGCUGGAGCUGGAGCCAGAGCCAAAUCUGCAGUCAGCAUUGGAGCCAGAGCCGGAGCCAGAGCCGGAGGAGGCAGAGCCAGAGCCAGAGCCAGAGCCUGAGGUUGUAGUUGAACCCUUAAGUGAAGAUGAAAAGGGAGUGGUUAAGGCAUAGGCUUAGUGGUCUAAGUACAGCAUUAAUCAUUAAGGAACCCAUUACUUACCCAUUACUGCCAUUUAGAAUUCAGACAACCUAACCAACCUCCACCUCCUCCCUCCAUUUUUACCAACCUUCUUCUAACAAGGUGCUCAUUCCUACUAUGAAUCCAGAAUAAACAUGCCAAGAUAACUACUAAAUCAGUGUAAGUGUUCCUGCAUUACUAAUGUAGAGUACUCAGAAUUUUACUAACAUGUAAGCAUAGCAAAUGACAAGGCAUGUGAUUUCUAACUUAGUUGAAAGAGUUUUGCAACAGUACCUGUGUUAUUUCAGAAAAUCUUAUUUCUCUCUCUCCCUUUUUUUUUUUUUUUUUUUUUUUUUUUUUUUUUUUUUUUUUUUUGAGAUGGAGUCUCAUUCUGUCACUCAGGCUGGAGUGCAUUGGCACAAUCUUGGCUCACUGCAACCUCCGCCUCCCUGGUGCAAGUGAUUCUCCUGCUUUGGCCUCCUGAGUAGCUGGGACUACAGGCACGUGGCACAACACCCAGCUAAUUUUUUGUAUUUGUAGUAGAGACGGGGUUUCACCGUGUUAGCCAGUAUGGUCUUAAUCUCCUGACCUUGUGAUCUGCCUCCCUGGGCCUCCCAAAGUGCUGGGAUUAUAGGUGUGAGCCACCGUGCCCAGCCUCUUUUUAGCUACUCUUAUGUUCCACAUGCACAUAUGAAAAGGUGGCAUUAAUUAGAUUCAAUAUUAUUUCUAGGAAUAGUUCCCCAUUCAUUUUUAUAUUGACCACUAAGAAAAUAAUUCAUCACCAUUAUCUCAUAGAUUGGAAAAUUUUCUCCCAAUACAAUAGAGAAGAAUAUGUAAAGGAUAUGUCUUAAUUGGUACGUAGCAUUUCAAAUCAGGUCUUAUAAUUAAUGCUUCAUUCCCCAUAUUAGAUUUUCCAAGAAGUCACGCUGGUAUCAAAUAUCUGAGCAUGGCAAACUUAAAAAUUAACACAGCUUUACACCUGUAAUCCUGGCAUUUUGGGAGGCUGAUGUGGAUCACCUGAGGUCAGGAAUUUGAGACCAGCCUAGCCAAUGUGGUGAAACCCUGUCUCUAUUAUAAAUACAAAAAUUAGCUGGGCAUGGUAGCACAUGCCUGUAAUCCCAGCUACUCAGGAGACUGAGGCCGGAUAAUUGCUUGAACUGGGAGGCGGAGGUUGCAGUGAGCUGAGAUUGCACCACUGCACUCCAGCCUGGGUGACAUAGUGAGACUCCAUCUCAAAACAAUACCACCACACACACAACUUUAAAUGUCAAAUAAUGUACCACCAAACAUUUUCAAAUAUAAUUUUCCUUCAGUGAACACAAAAUGUUGAUAUCACAGGUAAUGUACAAUUUAGUUUUGAAUGAGUUAUGUUAUCACUGUGUCUGGCGUUAACUGCUUUGAAAGGCAGAUGAGAAAAGUGUUCUAAAUGAACACUUACGAUCUAUUUUAGAUAAUUUCAACUAAUAAUUUAAAUAAUCUGUUUUACUGCUCGUAUAUUUCACAUUAAUAAAGUGAUACCAAUCUUGUAGGAAUGCUAAAUAUUACUAAAAUGCACUGAUAUCACUUCUUCUCCUAUUAAAAAGCUUUUCCAUGAUCAUAUUUAACUCACAUUUCACCUAGAAGAAACUUAUAGAUAGACUUACCUUUUCACUUGUGGAAUCAAUUAUAUUUUAAAUCUUACUUUAAGGCUCAAUAAAUAAUAUUCAAUAACAUCUCAUUGCCAGUACCUUAAUAAAAAACUUUCUUGACAUUGCAUUUAUGCAUAAUAAACCACACAUUUAAAGUGUA
Messenger RNA from Saimiri boliviensis boliviensis (Bolivian squirrel monkey), 3136 nucleotides. NCBI's taxonomy places the organism in Eukaryota, Metazoa, Chordata, Mammalia, Primates, Cebidae. The record is from RefSeq and is a predicted model, not a curated record.